This is a messenger RNA of Gossypium arboreum, 3104 nucleotides long. Its product is annotated as mechanosensitive ion channel protein 8-like. Gene Ontology annotation, cellular component: plasma membrane. The coding region runs from base 275 to 2881 and encodes 868 amino acids. The transcript is spliced from 5 exons. Gene Ontology annotation, biological process: monoatomic anion transport; transmembrane transport. Lineage: Eukaryota; Viridiplantae; Streptophyta; Magnoliopsida; Malvales; Malvaceae. The record is from RefSeq and is a predicted model, not a curated record. Gene Ontology annotation, molecular function: mechanosensitive monoatomic ion channel activity.
CAUAACCAUGCAUUUUUGUUUGUCUCUUUCGUCUUCAACGCCACCUUUUACUCUUCUUCAUAUUGAUUCUCUCUCUUCUCCGCCAGUUUCCAUUGUUAGUAUGUUACAACUAACAAAUUUCUCCCAAUUUUCAAAACAGAAACAACAAAAAUCCAAUUGAAAAAACCAAAAUCAGCCAGAACAUUAAUAUCUCAGCAGCCAAAGAUUCAAUAAUCUAAAUUUUGGCUGCGAUAUACGGCGAAGCGUUCAUGGCCAUGGUUGAGAUGAAAAAUCAAUGUCGAAAUGGAAAUUGAAAAUCUUCGCGUCGGCUAACAAUAACUACCCUAACGACGACAACGAAGAGCUUCCGAUUCUAUACGAUUUCGAUUGUCACGAAGAAGAGCUGAUAAUAAGCGCCAUGGAUGGUGAUCCUAGAAAAUCCCCUGUAAAUCCCGUAGAAACUGCAGAAUCCAGGACAGGCAAAGACUCGAACCUUGAAACCGACAGUUUUAGGCACUCCAACUAUGAGUUUUGGAGCGAUAGAGAAGAGAUCAAAGAUGGUGGUGAAGAUAAUUUCGAUUACAAGCAACGAUGGCAACCGGGCGAAGAAUCAUCGUCUUGGAAGAUAAUGAAUGAUCAUCUCUUGAAAAAAACAAGCAACACUAACGAGAUUGCAUUAGAGAUGGGGUUAGAUAUUGAUGAUAUUAAACGGGAUCCCUCGGUUAUGUCUAGAGACUCUAGAAGGGUUUCUUUCGAAGCAGCGGUCCCGAGUUUUCAGUACCAAUCGCAGCAACAAGAAGGAAUAAAUGAUCGAGCCUACGAACUCUCGAGAGGAAUGUCGAACGCAUCGGCUCUGUCGGGUUUGCUAUCGAAAGUGAGUUGCACCAAGUCAAGGCUUAUAGAUAGGCCACCAGAAGAGGUACAAAUGAUGUCGGAUUUGUUAUCCAAAUCGGGUCCGAUUAUGUCUGGAUUGUUAGGCAAAGGUUCGGAAGGUGAAGAAGAAGAUGACCCAUUUGCAGAUGAAGAUGUGCCUGAUGAGUUUAGGAGAGCUAACCUCAAUGCACUCACUUUGCUUCAAUGGUUGAGCCUCGUCUUGAUUGUAGCUGCUUUGGUUUGUAGUUUAUGGAUUCCUUCUUUCAAAACCAUGGACCUAUGGGAGCUUAGGCUAUGGAAAUGGCUAGUGUUCUUGCUGGUUUUGAUAUGUGGGAGAUUGGUGUCUGGAUGGGGUAUCAGAUUGAUUGUGUUCUUCAUUGAAAUGAACUUCUUUUUAAGGAAAAGGAUGUUGUAUUUCGUUUAUGGUAUAAGAAAACCAGUCCAGAAUUGCCUAUGGUUAGCUUUAGUGCUAUUGACAUGGCAUUUCUUGUUUGACAAGAAAGUUGAGAGGGAAAACGAUUUUCUAAUUUACGUGACCAAAAUCCUAGUUUGUUUCUUGGUGAGUACGUGUCUAUGGUUACUCAAGACAUUACUAGUCAAGGUAAUGGCUUCAUUAUUUCAUGUGAGUACUUAUUUCGAUAGGAUACUACACACAUUAUUCAACCAAUAUGUGAUCGAAUUACUCUCUGGUCCUCCAAUAAUUGAAAACCAAAGGAUGGAAGAAGAACAGGAAAGGAUUGCGGCCGAGAUCAGUAGGUUGCAGACAGCCGGUGCAAAAGUGCCUUCGGAUCUUCACGAAGAUGCCUUUCCCACACAAAGGACUAGUGAGAAGUUGAGAAAAACAUUCACCAGGCUAAAAACUUUUUCUUCGGCACCUUCGCCGAAGAAAGGGGGGAAUGGGAUUGCGUUAGAACACUUACAUAAGCUCAACAAUAGGAACAUUUCGGCUUGGAACAUGAAGAGAUUGAUGAAGAUGGUCCGACAUGGGACAUUGACUACAUUGGAUGAGCAGAUAAUGCAGGAUGAUUCUGUGAAACAGAUCAGAAGUGAACACGAAGCAACCCUUGCUGCUAAGAAGAUUUUCCAAAAUGUGGCUCGCCGUGGUUCUAAAUUUAUCUACGUGGAGGAUUUAAUGCGGUUUAUGCGAGAAGAUGAGGCUUUUAGAACAAUGGCUACCUUUGAAGGUGCUUAUGAGAUGAGGAGGAUUAGCAAAGCAUCCUUGAAGAAUUGGAUGCUGAACGCGUAUAGAGAAAGAAAAGCUCUGGCCUUGACCCUAAACGACACAAAGACGGCAGUAAAACAGCUUCACCACAUGGUAAACGUGAUUACCAUAAUCAUCAUAGUUGUCAUCUGGCUUGUCAUUCUGGAGAUUGCUUCCUCAAGGAUUAUCGUACUCUUCAGCUCCCAGCUAGUCGUUGCCGCCUUCAUCUUCGGCAACACCUGUAAAACCAUCUUCGAAUCUAUUGUCUUCUUGUUCAUCAUUCACCCUUUCGAUGUCGGAGACCGCUGCGAGAUCAAUGGAGUGCAGUUAGUGGUGGAAGAGAUGAACAUUCUUACUACAGUUUUCUUGAGAUUCGACAACUUGAAACUGGUGUUUCCCAACAGUGUUCUUUCGACGAUGCCGAUCGGAAACUUUUAUCGUAGUCCAGAUAUGGGUGAUGCAAUUGAUUUCUUAAUCCAUAUUGGUACACCAGUGGAGAAGAUUGCUCUCAUGAAGCAACGAAUAGUAAGUUACAUCGUGAACCGGAAGGAACACUGGUGUUCUGAUCCGAUGAUUGUGUUAAAAGAAUUUGAACAAUUCAACCAAAUAAAAAUGGCGGUUUGGGUAACUCAUAAAAUGAACUACCAAGACAUUGGAGAGAGGUGGGAAAGGAGGUCUCGAUUGGCUGAAGAGAUAGUGAACAUCUUCAAAGAACUUGACCUGCAAUACCGUUUGCUGCCCAUUGACAUCAAUGUCUGCACCUUGCCUCCCGUCCACUCCACUCGUUUUCCUUCCACAUGGAAUGCCGCAGAAACUUCGACUGAGUAGAAAGCUACGGUGACAUAAGAUUCAGUGAGAUUAUUAUAGCAACCACGGUGAGUUUAGUUAAUGCAGAGGUUGAAUAUUGUAAGGAAAAAAUUGAAAUGAAUAGUUAAAUCUUUGUUUGGAUUUGAAUGCACUUUGACAAUAAAGUAUGAAUAGAAAAUGGAUUAAAAAUUGUCUUCAAUGAAAGUUUAUUAACAGUGAAAGUACUUACCAAUUUGCUCUAUUA